Messenger RNA from Pimephales promelas (fathead minnow), 552 nucleotides. The record is from RefSeq and is a predicted model, not a curated record. NCBI's taxonomy places the organism in Eukaryota, Metazoa, Chordata, Actinopteri, Cypriniformes, Leuciscidae.
AUGAAGAUUCCUACCAAAAUUUUGUUCCUUUUUGUGGGUUUGGUUAAGGUAGAGCGAUUGGUAGAGCGCAGCCCAGGAUCUUCAGUUGGAGAUUGUGAAGAAGGUUUAGCUUUGAGCUUGGCAGUUCCCUCGACGUCUCCACCUGCUCACGUAUCUCCCACUGGGAUGAUGAAAGAUUCUGCAACACCUCCUCCAUCACCCUCACUAAGCGGUGGACUUGCUGCGCUAGGGAGCCCCAACAUGUCUCAUGGCGUGGAUGCGAUUGGGCUUCAGGUGGAUUACUGGGUGUCUGCCGGGCUUGAGAGACGCAAAGACGGAGAGCAGAGAGACAGUAAGAAGACUUUGAGGUGUGCGUUCAGAUCCUUGCAGGUUAGCCGACUGCCCGGUUUCGGCAACAUUGAGCUCCAGACUGGCUCUAACACCAUGUCCAUGACUGUGGUGACCAAGGAGAAGAACAAGAAAGUGCUACUAUUGUUGAUAGUCACCAUAUUUAUCCAUAUCCACACAUAACUAUAUUUACUAAUUUCGCCUCUCUUCAGUUCCAACCAUCUU